AGAGGGGCUCGUCCAGAUCGUGUAAAGAAGAGACGGAAAGUAAGAGUCCCAAUGAGUUGACGAAGAAUAUUGUUAGCGAGGAGGCCAGAAAAGAGUGCAACAAUGUAGCCAAGCGUUACCUGAAAAAUGUGACCAAUGAGGAAAAGGCUGACGGAGAGAUGCGAUCCAGCGAGACUCGAAGGACGCUAACCUCAGAGAGGUCAAGAAGUCUCUCCAGGUUACCGGCUUCCUCAGACCCCCCCGCCGUGCAGAAUGGAAUCUCCCAGACAAAAACUGCCUCAACGUUUGCACCCUCAAACAAGAACUCUGGGCCUCUGAAAGGACGAAGAAGUCUGGAUUGGCAAGACAGCAGGUCAAGCACCGACACAGGAAAACGUGAGGAAUCUCUUAACAAGUACAACUCUAGCCUCACAGAGCUGCCUCCCACCAAGUCCCAGGAUGGUUUCAACAUGCUGCUGCGUCGCCAUGGAGGCUCCAAGAGGAACUCGCUGCUGCGCUGGUGUCAGAGCCAAACACAAGGCUACAAGAAUAUUGACAUCACCAACUUCAGCAGCAGCUGGGCAGAUGGUCUGGCCUUCUGUGCCGUUUUUCACACAUACCUCCCCUCACACAUCCCUUACAGCACCCUGACUCCAGAGAACAAGAGGGAGAAUCUCAGUCUGGCAUUCAAAACAGGAGAGAGUGUUGGGAUCACACGGACUCUGACGGUAGAGGACAUGCUUCGUGCGGGGGGUCCUGACUGGCAGAGGGUCCUGAACUAUGUGGAGAGCAUCUACCGUCACUUUGAGAUGUGACUGCUGGAGGUACAGACUGACUCCUAUCGGUGCUUUUCCUCAAAAAAGGAUAUUAAGACUGAGGGAUCCCAGAAAAUCAUGCCAUAAAUAUGUUGGAUGGCUACAAUAUUUUCUAAUUGCCAGGAAAAUUUGGAAAAAGCAAUAACAAUAAAAAAGGACUCCAGAACCAAAGGACAUGUGCUCAGACAUAUAUUAGUGAUCAGUGUUUUUUUUCUUCAAAUGUGACUUUACAGAUGUCAUCUGUGGUUAGAAAAACAGUUAAGUGAGUUAUUAACUGUUUAACAAACUUGCAGUAUUGACUUGAUAAAUACUGCCAAUCCAGUAUGAGCAAGGAAACACACAUUACAGACAAACCAGCUUUCACUACCUGGAACACUGGCUGCAAAUCUGUCCUUUUUUCAUUUUUUUUUUAAAAGUUUAAGAUGUGUUUUAUUACCUAUUUGGUUAAGACAAUGAUAUCUGGAACGAAACAAAAAUAUCCCAAAAUGUAAAUUGGUUGCUGUGGAUUAAAUUUCGUCCCGCUUGGUUUUCUGUCAAACUUCCUCUUAUACAAGCUACGUGCAACCUUUGAGAUUUUGUAUCAAUGUCAUUGUCUACAAUGUCAACGUCAUUGGCUAGCGUUAACAAAUGUUAUUUUAAGUGUUGUAAUUUCUCUCAAAAGAUAACUUUCAGUUAAUCAGUUUGAGAUGAAACUGCAAAAAUGAGAACCUGACAAACUGAGAAGGGGAUCAGUCAGCCUUUUAAAAAAAAAGUUACAAACAGUAACUUUAAAAACAACGACUUGUUGACAAUCAGUCAUUCGUUAUACUAGAUGCAUGUAAAGGUAGAGUUGCUGUAAAUGUCUUCACACUGGUACAUCACUAACAGACAGAACUCUAUUGCAUCAUGUCCUUUAGUUAAUCUGUCUGAAGUUCUUGAACUGCACGGUUUUCACUGCCAAUCUGUUGUGAACUUAAUUCUUUCUUUAGUGCUCUACUUUUUACUUUUUGCCACUCUGUACAUAUGCACUUUUGUCAGCACUUUGUGAGAACUUUGUAAGAAUGUGAUACUGUACAGAUACCAAUGUUACAAAGGCUAGGUGGGAAUGAAGCUGCAUGCCUUCAAACCAGUCAGAAGAUAUGUUCAGUUAAAAAGUCUGAUUCUAAAACAUGUUAUUGCGGCAAAGAUUAAAACAUUGUGUUCAAUUUGGCGAAAAUGGCUGUGGCUGUUUGGUACAUCUCAAAUAUCUCAAACUCACAGAUGUUGAAAUGAACUCUCUUUCAGCCCCAUGUCGAGAAUCUGAAUCAUAGGUGUUGUUUUGACAACUUUAAUGCUGAGUUCUUUUUUGCCAAAGUCCUAUGUGCCAAUUAUUUGGAUCCUCAUGUGUGUGAAAUAAACCAUUGUACAACAUGUUUAUAUGUAACUAGUGUAAAAGAAUUGAUACCUAAGAAAUAAAGUGUAAAUAUGAAACUAA
This is a messenger RNA of Labrus bergylta (ballan wrasse), 2247 nucleotides long. Its product is annotated as cytospin-A. Gene Ontology annotation, biological process: actin cytoskeleton organization. Gene Ontology annotation, cellular component: microtubule organizing center; filamentous actin. Gene Ontology annotation, molecular function: protein binding. Lineage: Eukaryota; Metazoa; Chordata; Actinopteri; Labriformes; Labridae. The record is from RefSeq and is a predicted model, not a curated record.